AGUAGUUGUGACUUGAACCAAAUGCCACUGUACAAAGGAGAAACCUUUGCUAAGUUCUCUCUACUUCAUUUCGGUCCCAACCCAGCCAGAAUGUUAUCCUCCGCCCACGCACCUCGGCUGGUCCGCUUCCCUAGCCACUGUCUCCUCCGACCUAUCAAUAGCCUCCACACCGCCCAAUCCUCACCCCUUCCCACCACCACCGCCCCAUCCUCCCAAAUCCUGACUAUCCGUAAAUCCCUCUUGACAAAGCAGACCACUGCCGUCGACCUUGCCAAGUCCUUCCUCGACCGCAUCCGCCGCACCGAGCCCCAGUUGAACAGCUUCCUUUAUGUCUCUCCUGAUGAUGUCGUCUUGAAACAGGCCGAGGAAUUGGAUAAUAAGAUUAAGAACAAUGAACAGCUGGGUCCACUUGCUGGGGUUUUGGUUGGAAUUAAGGAUAAUAUCUGUACUUCCGAUAUGCCCUCGACUGCAGGGUCGAGGAUAUUGAAAAAUUAUCGUCCGCCAUUUGAUGCCACGGCAGUGAGGAAGUUGAAACAGUCUGGGGCAAUUGUUGUUGGAAAGACGAAUUUGGAUGAGUUUGGUAUGGGGAGUACUACAGAAGGCUCUGCUUAUCAAGUGACAGCAAAUCCUUGGGAUUUGUCACGGGUCCCAGGAGGAUCAUCUGGGGGCUCGGCUGCUGCUGUUUCUGCUAGACAAUGUGUGGUAUCAUUGGGAAGUGAUACUGGUGGAAGUGUUAGACAACCAGCAGCCUUUUGUGGUGUUGUCGGAUUGAAGCCAACGUAUGGGCGUGUUUCUAGAUAUGGGCUUGUGUUUAUUUUUAUUUCUUUUUGUAGAUAUGGAAACCAGGUAUUGGAAGACGAACUUAAUUCACUUUAUGGCCAUUCCCGUGCCCAAGGUUUUGGCUCUGAGGUGAAAAUGAGAAUUCUAAUGGGUACAUAUGCUCUUUCUGCUGGUUAUUAUGAUGCGUAUUACAAGCGUGCACAGCAGGUGCGGACCAUAAUUCGAGAUAGCUUCAAGGCAGCCUUGGAGAGAAAUGAUAUUCUGAUAUCACCUGCAUCUCCAUCUGUUGCUUAUAAGAUUGGUGAGAAGAAAGAUGAUCCAUUAGCCAUGUAUGCUGGAGAUAAAAUGACUGUCAAUGUGAACUUGGCCGGGCUGCCUGCUCUGGUUUUACCAUGUGGUUUUGUUGAAGGGGGAUCCACUGUCCUGCCUGUUGGUUUUCAAAUGAUUGGAGCAGCAUUUGAUGAGGAGAAGUUGCUUAAAGUAGGCCAUAUCUUCGAACACACACUUCAGGUUUCCUCUGCCGUCCCUCCAUUGGUAGCAGACGAAUUGACACGCUAAUUAUCAUCCAGUAUUGCAUGUCAAGGAGAACAGAAGCAACUCAUUAGACUAUGGUUUUUAAUCAACUCUAAUUUAUAACUUAUUUGGACAUCUUGUUUGGGCUACUGUAUUUAUGUUCUUAAUUUCUUGCCCGGCGUUUUUGUGCAAUAAACCCCUCUGGCCGAAGACUAGUGGUAGGUGGUCCUCUCCAACCAGUCGAGUUUCUCCAUUCCUUCUCCCCCUUAAGUGCUGAUCUUCCUGAGCGAGAGAAUUUUGGAUGUGUCGACCAGGCGAAUGAUUCAUAGCACCUCUUCCAUGCUUCAUAAUGACGUCAUACUACGACGUAUAGGGGAUUCAGUUGUUUCUCAACUCCGUUAUCCCGGAUGCGCCUGAAGAACAACUCUUGGUUGCACACUUUUCGAGCAUUUCAUUGUUUUAGUAGCUUAUUUGCUAGCAAAAUUUACUCUUGUGAUACAAUGUACAAUGAGUAAGGUUUUUAUAUAAUCACUGGAGGGUUUUAUCCUUUCA
Messenger RNA from Olea europaea var. sylvestris, 1845 nucleotides. Its product is annotated as glutamyl-tRNA(Gln) amidotransferase subunit A, chloroplastic/mitochondrial. Gene Ontology annotation, cellular component: glutamyl-tRNA(Gln) amidotransferase complex. Lineage: Eukaryota; Viridiplantae; Streptophyta; Magnoliopsida; Lamiales; Oleaceae. The record is from RefSeq and is a predicted model, not a curated record. Gene Ontology annotation, molecular function: glutaminyl-tRNA synthase (glutamine-hydrolyzing) activity. The transcript has 8 exons. Gene Ontology annotation, biological process: translation. Bases 22 to 1338 code for a protein of 438 amino acids.